Molecule: messenger RNA, 4300 nt
Organism: Tachysurus fulvidraco (yellow catfish)
Lineage: Eukaryota; Metazoa; Chordata; Actinopteri; Siluriformes; Bagridae
Exons: 30
Coding region: 129-3758 (1209 amino acids)
Biological process (GO): fatty acid metabolic process; acyl-CoA metabolic process
Molecular function (GO): protein binding; fatty acyl-CoA hydrolase activity
Source: RefSeq, a predicted model, not a curated record
GAACUCAUUGCACUCGAGUCUGUGUUUAUUUCAAGUGGCUGUGUAGUGCGCUAUAGAAAACACAGUUCCUUGUGUUUCAAGUGCAACGAAAGCUACAAGAGAACUUCAAAGACAGACUUCGGUACAAAAUGAUCAAACAAUUUCUCCGCCCGUUGCUUUCGGUUCGUCCGCUUCGCUGUAUGGUGGAUGAACGGUUCGACGUGCGCGUGCAGGGUUUACUGCCCGGGGUUCAUGUUACACUGCACGCGCAGUUCCAGUCUGAGGAUGGGGAUUUUUGGGAAGGUUUUGGUCACUAUGUUAGCAAUGAGACAGGAAAUGUCACAGUGUCUAAAGAUGCCAGUCUUGGUGGAUCAUAUGAUGGAGUUGAACCCAUGGGUCUGCUGUGGAGUAUGAGACCUAUUCCUGAAAGCAGGACAGGCCUCAGGUAUAGGAAGAAGGAUGUCCAGGCACAGACUGAUCUACACAUAUCUGUGUACAAAGGCCAAUUAACAGACAGAUUCCAGGAGAAGACACCGAUAGCAUCAGUUGUGGCACAGCGGUGGUACAUGGCCCCUGGUGUCCAGAGAGUUGAUGUUACAGAGAAAGGAUUAAAGGGGACCCUUUUUAUCCCACCAGGUCCUGGUCCUUUUCCAGCUGUGCUGGACCUCUGGGGUGGAGGAGGGGGUCUAGUGGAGUAUCGUUCUGCUCUACUAGCAUCUAAAGGCUACGUCGCAUUAUCUUUAGAGUAUAGUGACCAAAAGGAUGCUUUUGGCAAGCCACGGACUGUGGGGAUUGAAUAUUUUGAGGCAGCCAUCAAUGUGCUGAGGCAACAUCCAAAGGUGUCCCCUGAAAGAGUCGCCAUUUUGGGUUUGUCAUAUGGGGCUUUCUUGUCCAUGCACAUGGCAAUAUAUUCUUCAGUGAUAAAGCCCAGGUGUAUUGUCUGUAUUAGUGGUAGCCAUGUUCUACCUGUCAGCGGAUCAAGGGUUGAUAUGUCAGGACUGAUAAAAACAAUGAGCCAGAAAAUGCAUUAUGAUGAGGAAAAGAGGCAGAUUUGGCGAGAAUCUCUGAAACCAAUACCAGUUGACACUCUGAACAAACUUGACGUGGGUCGUAUUAAAUGUCCUGUUUUAUUGAUUGUUGGGGAAGAUGAUCAAAAUUGCCCUGCAUCAGAGUCAGCAGAUGACAUGAAGCAGAUGAUGGAGCGAGUUGGUAAUAGUCACUUCUUGACCGUUCUGUCCUACCCAGGAGCCGGCCACCUUAUAGAACCUCCUUACACUCCACAUUGCCGAGCCAGUAACUUCAUGAUGGCAGGGACAGGGACUACAGUGAUGGUGCUGUGGGGUGGACAGACAAAGGCUCAUAGUCAAGCUCAGGAAGAUUCCUGGCACAAAACUCUGGCCUUUUUUGAGCAGCACCUCUACAGAAACACAAAGGACGGAUUUGGUUUUGCAGUCUGCAAAUUUGUAGCUGGUGCUUAUGUAAGGGAUGCCUUAGUUAUCUUUUUAAUAGACCAGCCUUCUCUUCCGAAGUCAGUGCUUCAGUUCCCAGAGGCUGAGCCCGGUGAUGUCCCACCUGGUCAGUAUCGUGUUGCGACUCUUAAGCAGCUCGUUUCAGUUCAGAUACCGGACGCGAUUCCAGAUCCUGAGCUUAUAGAGUUGGUGUAUUGUGGCAGGAAGCUGAGGGAUGAACUGACGUUAGACUCUUAUGGGAUCCAAUCAGGAUCAACAGUCCACAUCCUGAGAAAGUCAUGGCCUGAACCUGAGAUCCACCCAGAGCCCGUGGACAGGGUGACGGCCGCAAGAGAAUUUCGUGUCCUGCAGACAGCUCUUCACACCAGCACAGCAUACAGAGACUCAGUUUUUAAGAUGCUGAACAACAAGGAGUCUUUGGAUCAAAUCAUUGUGGCGACACCUGGUUUGAGCACUGAUGCAGUCGCCCUUGCUGGCAGUGUUCCCACCCAGCAGAGUGCCAGCUCUUCUAGAAAUGCAUCCUCCAGCUCCUACAGUGAGAUGCCAGGUGGAUUUCUCUUCGAAGGCAUGUCAGACGAUGAGGAUGAAUUCCAGUCUGGGACUCGCAGUGGUCCAUCCUCAAGUUCUGCAGGUUCUUCGGGACUGAGGCCUGCUUCAUUAGGUUACAGUGGUGCAGUAGGUCCCAGGCCAAUCACACAGAGUGAACUUGCUACAGCUCUGGCCCUAGCCAGCACUCCAGAAAGCAGUGCUGUUACACCUACCAUAGGAAACCAGGGAGCUUCUUCAGGGGUUUCCCCGAUCCCUGCAGGAACUCCGAUAACAAAUGACCUUUUUAACCAGGCACUACAGCAAGCCUUACAGGUGUCUAACAUAUCGUCUCUACAGAGUCAGUGGCAAUCUCAGCUCCAGCAACUGCGUGAUAUGGGAAUCCAGGACGAGGAGCUGAUUCUGCGAGCCCUACAGUCUUCUUCGGUUGGGGUAAGUAACUCGUAUACGUGUUUAUACAGUUGUUGUUUUUUUCAGCCUAAGAAAAUGACCAAGCCGUUGCUUUCGGUUCGUCCGUUUCGCUGUAUGGUGGAUGAACGGUUCGACGUGCGCGUGCAGUGUUUACUGCCCGGGGUUCGAGUCACGCUGCACGCGCAGUUCCAGUCUGAGGAUGGGGAUUUUUGGGAAGGUUUUGGUCACUAUGUUAGCGAUGACUCGGGAAAUGUCACAGUGUCUAAAGAUGCCAGCCUUGGUGGAACAUAUGAUGGAGUUGAACCCAUGGGUCUGCUGUGGAGUAUGAGACCUAUUCCUGGAAGCAGGACAGGCCUCAGAUUUAGGAAGAAAGAUGUCUACACGCCAGUUGAUGUCCACAUAUCGGUGUAUGAACAUCACUUAAAUGAGGGAUUCCGGGAGAAAUCUCCUUUAGCAUUUGUUGUGGCACAGCGUUGGUACACUGCUCCAGGAAUCCAGAGGGUUGAUGUUACAGAAAAAGGCUUAAAGGCAAUGCUUUACAUCCCAGCAGGUCCUGGACCUUUUCCUGCUGUGCUGGACCUCUGGGGUGGAGGUGGGGGUCUAGUGGAGUAUCGCUCUGCUUUACUAGCAUCCAAAGGUUAUGUUGCAUUAUCAUUGGAAUAUAUUGGACGAGUAGACGCUAAUGGAAAGCCAUACCAAGUGGACAAUGACUACUUUGAGACAGCCUGCAUUGUACUGAAGCAGCAUCCACAAGUUUGCCCUGAAAGAAUUGCCAUUCUGGGUUUGUCUUUUGGUGCCUCUGUGACCCUGCGUAUGGCCGCAUACUCCUCAGUGAUAAAGCCCCGGUGUGUGGUGUGUGUUAGUGGAAGCCACAUCAUACCUGUUAGUGGAUCAUUGGCUGAUGUCUUUGCUGAGAUUGAAAAAAAUGUCAAAAACACCCGCUAUGACGAGGAACAGAGAAUCAUUUGGCGAGAUCUCUUGCUCCCAAUACCAGAUGACCCUUCAAAGAAAGUUGAAAUGGGUCGUAUCAAGUGUCCCAUUUUAUUGAUUGUUGGGGAGGAUGAUCAAAAUUGGCCAGCAAAGGAGUCUGCAGAAGAUAUGAAGCAGAUGAUGGAACGAGCUGGUAAUAGUCAUCUGUUGUCUGUUCUGUCCUACCCUGGAGCUGGACACCUCAUUGAACCUCCUUACAGUCCACAUUGCAGAGCCAGCAACUUUAUGUUGGGAAAGGGAAGGAAAAAAGUGGUGGUGCUGUGGGGUGGACAAACAGAGCCUCACAGUCAUGCACAGGAAGACUCCUGGCACAAAACCCUGGCCUUCCUGGAGCAACAUCUCUACAGCAACAUGAGACAUUAACAUCAAAUAUCAAUCACAUUGAGUCUGAAUGCAGUUUAUUGAAGAAAUUUGUACGUGCAGCAAUAUCUGUUGUGUCUUGCAUCAAUGAUUACACAGUUGUAGACAUAAUUAAGCAAUAAAUCUGAGGUAGUGAGAAUUGCAACAGUGCUCAGACACAAAUUUCAAACUUCAAAUUUCAGAGUCUGUAAUCCUUAAUAGUUUAUAUAAUAAUCUCAGAAUCUUGUUAAGCUUUUUCAAAUGAGUGCGAAUUUUGCUAUACAUGAUUAAAAUGAUUACCUAUGUGCAAUAUACAUCUUUUUUUUAUAUAUUUUGUUUUGUAUACACUAUUAUAUUAUGUCUCUAUUUUUAUAUAUCUGCAUUUUAUUACUCUUUGCUGCUGUUACAGUGAAAUUUCCCCAUUUUGGGACGAAUAAAUGUAUAUCUUAUCUUAAAAACUAAACAUGAAAGAUUUCACCGGCUAUUGAGAACAUUAGGGAACAUUCAUUCAUAAAAGACUGAUUCAGAUAUGUUUAUUUGUCUGCCAAUAAACAAAAUUAAUAGUA